CAACAUGAUUGGCUGCGAGGGCCUGAACAGCUGAGCUGCAUCAAUGGCGUGGGCCGAACCACAGCUCCAUCCAGAUCCACAGCCGCUACCAAAACAGACACAGUGCACACUUCUGUUUUACUCGUUUUUACUCCUGUUCUUGAUCGGUUCCUUUGCUAAUGCUGGUCCAGCAGAGCCUGCCCGUCUUCCACUCCUGUCCGGACAGCCUUUCAUUGUCUUCUGGGGGAUCCCAGACUCUUCCUGUGCCGGUCGCCUAAACCCUACGUCCUUUGGCAUGGAACAGGAGGGUCGAGUAGCCGUCUUUUACGAGGAUUCGCUGGGUAACUACCCAUAUUUUCUGGACAAAAACACACCAAUCAACGGAGGGAUUCCACAGUACACACGACUGGAUGGGCACGUGCAGAAGACGAAGCAAGACUUGGAGGUGGCUUUGCCCGCACCCCGGUACCUCGGCCUGGGGGUCCUCCGUUGGGCUGAAUGGGUCCCACAGUGGUCAAGAAACCAAGAGAAACAAGCAACGUACCUGGAGGCUUCCAGGAAGCUGCUCCGGAGUUUCUUCCCUAAAUGGACCCCAGAGGAAGUGGAGAAGUGGUCACGGGUGGACUUUGAGGCAGCAGCUCAGUCAGUCAUGGUGGAGACUCUGCAGGAGGUUAAAAGGUUGAGGCCCAAGGCAUUGUGGGGUUUCUCCCCUUACCCUAGCUGCUAUAACAGCGACCCCGCCCAGACCCAGUUAGGCAAUUACAGCGGCCAGUGCCCCCCUGCAGAGAUGGCCCUCAACGAUGAGCUGCUGUGGCUGUGGAAAAGAAGCUCUGCGCUCUUCCCCCUCCUGACCCUGGAGAAGCGACAGGGUGGGACAGCAGCAGCCAGGUCCUUCUUGUCGAGUCAAAUAAAAGAAGCACUACGAGUCGCAUCGGUGGCUGGAGCCGAGUUUGAUCUACCUGUUUUCCCUCUGGUAAAGAGCGUGUAUGAUUCAAGUAAAACUUUCCUAUCACAGGCUGACCUCAUCAAUACUAUAGGAGAAUCUGCUGCCAUGGGAACAGCAGGAGUUGUCAUCUGGAAUAGAAGUGAGAUGAAAACAGAGAGAGAGUGCCAAGACCUGGCAGUGUUUGUCCGUAAAGUCCUGGGCCCUUACACCGUCAACGUUACUACGGCAACUCAGUCCUGUUCCUCCGCCCUCUGUCAGGGGAAGGGUCGCUGUGUUCGUCGAAAUCCGGACACCUCCGCCUACCUCCACCUACCGUCCCAACCCAGUGCUGCAGACAAGUCAACAGAAAAGGCAGAGGGAGCAGAAGCCACCCAACAGCCAGAUGCAGAGACUAAAGCGGCUGAACCAGAUCCAGCCGAGAUCUGGAAAAAAGACUUCCAGUGCCAGUGGUACAAGAGUGCAGAUGGGGAAAUCUCUGAACGGCAGCCCCCCAAGGACGGCGUGUCUGUUGGAGGAAAAGCUGAAGGAAACACUGGGAACGCAGCGGAGACCAGGACAUCUUCCACAACAAAAAGUGCCUCUGAAAAUUUGUCUAGAGGAAGUGAUUUUGCUGGUACUGGAAGUCAAACAGUUUCAGUAGAAAUGCAGACGGACAAUGGUACGAACCUACUAACAGUCCCAACCCUACAAACUUUGCUUCUGCUGCUGGGGGCUGGAUGCUUAUGCCUGUGA
Molecule: messenger RNA, 1657 nt
Organism: Gambusia affinis (western mosquitofish)
Lineage: Eukaryota; Metazoa; Chordata; Actinopteri; Cyprinodontiformes; Poeciliidae
Product: Glyco_hydro_56 domain-containing protein
Exons: 6
Coding region: 44-1657 (537 amino acids)
Biological process (GO): carbohydrate metabolic process; hyaluronan catabolic process
Molecular function (GO): hyalurononglucosaminidase activity
Source: RefSeq, a predicted model, not a curated record